Onychostoma macrolepis is the source of this 2845-nucleotide messenger RNA. Its product is annotated as nematocyst expressed protein 3-like. The transcript has a single exon. NCBI's taxonomy places the organism in Eukaryota, Metazoa, Chordata, Actinopteri, Cypriniformes, Cyprinidae. The coding region runs from base 797 to 1993 and encodes 398 amino acids. The record is from RefSeq and is a predicted model, not a curated record.
UCCAAAGACAAUUUCUUCAGGAACUCAAAGCUGACAUCAAACCCAAAUCCCAAACUGUACAAAGGGAAUUUUUUACCAAUCGCCUUUUUCACAUUUUCCUGAAUCUUCUCUGGGUUGGUCUCACCUUUUUGCAAAAAAAUUAAAAAUAAAUAUCAAGAGGGAUUUUAUGCAUGGCAAUGGAGAAAAAUUGGAAAAUUUAUUUCUAAAUGUAUAGUCCACAUGUCAUGCCCAAGGACUGUUCUGUGUGUUUUUCUGUCUCAUGUGCUCUCCAUGACCUAGUUUUCCCUCGUGUAUGCCCAUAUUUGGUUCCUGUUCCUGUCCCCAUUUAGUGAAUUCAGUUUCACCUGUGUUUGAUUAAUUACCUCGUUUAGUUUCUGUUACUUAAGCCCUGUGUUUUCCCUUGUCUAGCGCCCGGUAUUGACAGUCGAUGUUGUGCUUCAUGUGAGUCUCUGCCUGCCUUGUGUUACCCCGUUUUGGAAUGUUUAUUAAAGACUGUUUACUGUGAGUUUAUCCACAUUUCCUCGUUCCUCAUCUUGUCACAGUAGGCAACAGUGACAGAAUACCGUACCAAUACAAAGUGAGCAGCGAUCGACCUUUAUUUUCCCGUUUAUACUCAGUGUUUUCUUUUGGUUUUUCUUAUGGAUCCCCUCGAGCAUUUAUGUUCUGUGUAUCAAGAUGGUCGUCCCCUGGAGGAGUACAUCCAUGAGUUCCUCACCUGUCAAAGCAGACUUCCCUCAACCGGUGGACUCUUGUUGACUGUUUCUGGGGUGGUCUAGAUGAGGGGAUCGCCCAGCGAAUGGCACUGGUUGGGUCCAGGUGGACCCUGCCUGAUUACAUGAACCUGGCUCAGUACCUCAGCGGAUCCUGUCUCCUCGCCGCCAGCCCAGAAACAUCACCCAUUAGUUCCAUCCAUCCACAGUCAAGCCCGCCAGCUGUUCAUCAGUCAAGCCCGUCGGCCUCUGCACCCCUAAACCCUCAGCUGACAGCUGCUGUCACCCUCACCUCUAACCAAAGUGGGAAUCUGAGGAGGAAAAGGUUGUCAGCUCCAGCCACAGAGUCCGCUCCAGUGUUGGCUCCAGCCCCUGAGUCCACUCCAGUGUCAGCUCCAGCCCCUGAGCCCGCUCCAGUGUCGGCUCCAGCCACUGAGUCUGCUUCAGUGUCAGCUCCAGCCCCUGAGUCUGCUCCUAUGUCGGCUCUAGCCCCUGACCAGAGUCAAGAGAUGGCUCUAGCCCCUGACCAGAGUCGAGAAAUGGCCCAAGCCCCUGACCAGAGUCGAGAGAUGGCUCUAGCCCCUGACCAGAGUCGAGUCAUGUCCCCUGAAACCGUGCUUAUAAGUCUUGUCUUGUCCAGAGAAGAAAUUCCUGUCGGUCCUGUCACGUCCACAGAGGCUCGUCUGAAACUGGCUGCUUCUCUUGUUAUGGCCACGGAGGCCAUUCCCAAGCCGCUUGCUUCUCCUGUUGCCUCUAUGGAAGCGGUUCCUGAGUUUAACCCUGAGAGGGCCCCUGUCUCCAUGUCCAGGCCAAGGAGGGCUGUUGUGCUCACAUCAGGCCCAGAGAGGGCCUCAGAUUCCGAGUCUAGGCCAGAGAGGGCUCCAGUUCCUGAGUUUAGUCCAGAGAGGGCUCCUAUAUCCACGACAAGCCCAGGGAGGGCUGCUGUUCCCCUGUCAAGCCCAGAGAGGGCUCCAGUUCCUGAGUUUAGCCCAGAGAGGGCUCCUGUCUCCACGUCAAGCCCUGAGAGGGCUCCAAUCACCGAAUCCAGCCAAGAGAAGGCUCAGGUGCCCGUUCCACCAGAACCUAUCCUGGCCGGUAGGCCCCAAAUUUCCCCCAAGGAAUUUCUGGGGGGAGGCUAUAGGGGUCCGGCCGUAGGGGCCGGCACGAGGGUCGAGGCCAAGGCCACGGAGACUGGCCUGCCAUGGCUCCCUAGUCUGCCUGAUCCGCCAUGGCGUCCUGGACUGCCUGAACCGCAAUGGUACCCGGAUCCGGUACCACCUUGAAGGUCUCCCGUCCUGUCCAAGCCUGUCCUGAGGGACCUCCAAGGUUAUGUGGAGCGAAGUAGCGCCUUCCGGAGGGGGGCAUUAUGUCACGCCCAAGGACUGUUCUGUGUUUUUCUGUCUCAUGUGCUCCCCAUGACCUAGUUUUCCCUCGUGUAUGCCCAUAUUUGGUUCUGUUCCUGUUCCUGUCCAAAUUUUCCAAAUGUCGCAUAUUAUUCCCCUAUACCUACACGGAGGUACUGAAUAGGUACACUAUAAUUACAAAAAAGUUACGCUGUAACUUCAGUUUACUUACGCAGUUGUUUGCAGGUUGCAUAUCUGGUUGUUACCCCCUUAUUACCCAAACGUAAGACAUUGUUCCCUUAUACCUACAUUUACGUUCUUUAUAGGUACACUAUAAUUACAGAAACGUACACUGUAAAUUGAGUAUACUUAGGUAGUUCUUUGUGGGUUGUAAUCUAAAGUGUUACUCAAUAUUUAUGUACAUAUACAAGAGUGCAUGCAGGAUUGAAUCAGUUAUUUUUUGCCUUUAGUGGGGUCUCCAUCAGUCAACAGGAUCAGGAUGGAUGCGGAUCCCUCUUGUGGGUAUUUGUUAAUCAUGUCCACAGCUUUUAGCACUGCAGAAUUUAUGUCUGUAGCUGAAAGGAAAGAAAAUAUUACAAAUAUGUACUAGGGUGGAAGUCUAGGAUGUCUUUGAUUGUUUUAAUUUGCUUCACAGUCAAAGAUCUGGCUAUUCAACUACUUAAACCAUGGAGAUCAUAUAUUCCCUGAAUGAUGUCAGUUAGGCAUUAUUUCCACUUAAGGGUAUUUUUUCCUCAUACAUCCAUUUAUUCAUCUAGAAUGCUUUUGUUCAGU